GCCUGUGAUUUCUGUACUGGGAGGAAACUGAAAGCCUUCAAGUCCUGUCUGGUGUGUCUGGUCUCUUACUGUGAGAAACACCUCCAGCCUCAUUACGAUGUAGCUAAAUUAAAGAAACACAAGCUGGUGGAGCCCUCCGAGAAACUCCAGGAGAACAUCUGCUCUCGUCACGAUGAGGUGAUGAAGAUGUUCUGUCGUACUGAUCAGCAGUGUAUCUGUUAUCUCUGCUCUGUGGAUGAACAUAAAGGCCACGACACCGUCUCAGCUGCAGCAGAAAGGACUGAGAGGCAGAGAGAGCUGGAGGUGAGUCGACUCAACAUCCAGCAGAGGAUCCAGGACAGAGAGAAAGAUGUGAAGCUGCUCCAACAGGAGGUGGAGGCUGUCAAUCGCUCUGCUGAUAAAGCAGUGGAGGACAGUGAGAAGAUCUUCACCGAGCUGAUCCGUCUCAUGGAGAAAAGAAGCUGUGAUGUGAAGCAGCAGGUCAGAUCCCAGCAGAAAACCCAAGUGAGUCGAGUCAAAGAGCUUCAGGAGAAGCUGGAGCAGGAGAUCACUGAGCUGAAGAAGAGAGAUGCUGAGAUGAAGCUGCUCUCACACACAGAGGAUCUCAACCAGUUUCUACUCAACUACCCCUCACUGUCUCCACUCACUGAAUCUACAUCCAGCAUCAAUAUCCGUCCUCUGAGCUACUUUGAGGACGUGACGGCGGCUGUGUCAGAAGUCAGAGAUAAACUACAGGACGUUCUGAGAGAGAAAUGGACAAACAUCUCUUUGAAGACGGGUGUAACCAACAUGGUGGUGAAGUGCAAGAGCUGA
Molecule: messenger RNA, 813 nt
Organism: Sebastes umbrosus (honeycomb rockfish)
Lineage: Eukaryota; Metazoa; Chordata; Actinopteri; Perciformes; Sebastidae
Product: tripartite motif-containing protein 29-like
Exons: 2
Molecular function (GO): zinc ion binding
Source: RefSeq, a predicted model, not a curated record